Molecule: messenger RNA, 1736 nt
Organism: Bombyx mori (domestic silkworm)
Lineage: Eukaryota; Metazoa; Arthropoda; Insecta; Lepidoptera; Bombycidae
Gene: Ada
Product: adenosine deaminase-like protein
Exons: 7
Coding region: 658-1704 (348 amino acids)
Biological process (GO): inosine biosynthetic process; adenosine catabolic process
Molecular function (GO): adenosine deaminase activity
Source: RefSeq, a predicted model, not a curated record
CAUACAAAAUCUUCAUAAAUGAUCUUUUGUGUCUUCCGAAUUCAGACCUGCGCGAAUCUUGGGGACAAACAUGGGCUAUUUCUAGUCAAUAUAAAGGAAAGAAUUAUGCCCAAAUACAAUCUGUCAUUCCUACCAAGCCUUGGUUUUACAAUUUUAGAUUUAGUAAGAUCACGACUACUAUCAUAAUCCGGAUGAGACUGGGUCAUGCUUGCACUCCAUCUCAUUUGACUAGAUUGGGUAUAGUCAAUAACAAUAUGUGUGAUUGCGGCGCUGAUGUUGGCAAUUUAAAUCAUAUUUUUUUCGCGUGCUCCUUAAAUGACUGUUCCUCAUUUAUUGAUUUAUUAACAUCCCUUGGUAUUCCACUCCCGACUUCUAUUAAUACUUUGCUGUGUACUAUGAACUAUGAUAUUUAUUUAUGUAUUUCAAAUUUUAUCCUGAAACAUAAUAUCAAAUUGUAAUUAUGUAUAUAAAUACCUACCUGAUCCAUUCUUUUUAAUUAUCCGUUUUUUCCUUUUUCUCCUGUUUCCCUACCUUGUAUGUGGCUAAAUGCACAAACAGUGCAAGCUAAAAAAGAAAAAAAAAAAAGAAAAAAAAAAAUUAAACUUUAUUUAGGUAUUUGAAAAACGCAAAACUUCUUUUAAUUGAGUCUUUCUUGUCAUGGAUCUUAAUUUUUUCUGUAAGGAAUUACCUAAAAUAGAACUUCAUGCACAUUUAAAUGGAUCUUUGAGCCAAGCAACUAUGCUUCAGCUUCAAAGGUAUUAUGUCGACGCUGGCAUAUCUGAUAAAACAAACACAUUUCUCGACGAAUUUCAAAUAGGCGCUGGAGAUACAAGAAAUUUAUCAGAAUGUUUCCAAGUAUUCAGUAUUGCACAUUCAUUAACAAGCACGUCUGAAGCAUUAGUAAUGGCUACAGAACUGACACUCCAAGAAUUUCAAGAAGAUGGGUGUUGUUAUAUUGAGCUGAGAAGUACUCCACGUGACACACAGUACAUAACAAAGAAGCAAUAUAUUGAUAGUAUUAUAAGGGCUAUGGAAAAACCAUCAAUAAACCUCUCUAUCAUAUCUAAAUUGAUUAUAUCAAUAAAUAGGGCAUCCCAGCUACAAGAAGUGGAGGAAAUAGCUGAUAUUGCAAUAGAAAGGCAUAAAAUACACCCUGACACAGUUGUGGGAAUAGAAUUAAGUGGUAACCCAGCAGUGGGAAAUUUUGGAGAUUUUAUACCAGCUUUGAAUAGAGCAAGACAAUCUGGACUCAAAGUAACACUGCAUUGUGGAGAAGUAUGCAACCCUGAGGAAGUACUGGAAAUGUUAAAUUUUAAACCUGAAAGAAUUGGACACGGAGUUUGCAUUCACCCUAAAUAUGGGGGGACGGAAGAAACAUGGAUAGCACUUUGCCAAUCAAAGAUACCUGUGGAAGUAUGUCUGACAAGCAACGUGAAUACAAAAAUAACGCCCGAUUACGAGUCGCAUCAUUUCAAAGAACUUAUUGAAGCUGGAUUGUCUGUUGUACUUUGUACUGAUGACAAAGGAGUAUUUGCGACAUCUCUGUCUCAAGAAUACAGGCUAUGUGCUGAAUCAUUUGCACUUACACGGAUUCAAGUAGCAAAAUUAUCUUUAGACGCAGCACAAUGCAUAUUUUCAGAAGCGAAUAUUAGAGAGUUAAUCAUUGGAAAGAUUUUAAAAUUUAUGAACGAUUAUACCUCAUAAUUCUCAAUAAAGGGUUUCAAUAAUUGAAUAAA